Messenger RNA from Cylindrotheca closterium, 3159 nucleotides. NCBI's taxonomy places the organism in Eukaryota, Bacillariophyta, Bacillariophyceae, Bacillariales, Bacillariaceae. The record is from the annotation of a GenBank genome assembly.
AUGUCUGCUUCGUACCCCUUCAAUCGGGGAGAAGAAUGCUCCUGGCAACCAGAAGAUGUCGCUCGUCGAAUGGCUUCAUUAGCAGGGAGUGUUGAUAGCAGUGAAGAUCUCCUACAUCAUGGUUGGUCUUCCAAGACAAUUGCACACAUGAGAUCAGCCUUUGGGUCCAACGUCAUGGUUGGUGAAGACGAUGAAGAAACCAAGAACAUAAUAUUUCGGAAGUUACCCUUUCUGCAGCCGGUAUUAUCAUCGCUCUUGGAACAGAUGAAGGAACCUCUGAUUCUCAUGUUGCUAUUUUCCGCUUUGAUUUCCAUUGCUCUGGGCAAUACUACGGAUGCGAUAUCCAUUGGAAUCGCCCUAUUCAUUGUGAGCCUUGUGGCCGCGGUUCAAGAAUAUCGAUCGGAGCAGGCACUGGAAAAGCUAAACAACCUGGUUCCACACACUUGUACUGUUUUGCGAGAUGGCCGGGUGCUUGACAAUUUUCCAGCUCGAGAAUUAGUUGUUGGCGAUCUUGUCCUGUUAGGAACCGGUGAUCGUGUUCCAGCAGACUGUCGCGUGGUGGAUUCGAUAGAGCUUCGGAUUGACGAGUCUUCUCUCACGGGAGAGAAUCAUCCUGUGGACAAAACAAGCGAAGGUAUUACCAUUGAUGCCAAUCCAGCCAUUACUUCACAAAGAAACGUCGCUUUUACGGGAACGCUGAUCACUGCUGGUAGGGGGAGAGCAUUGGUCUUGGCUGUUGGAGUCAAAACUGAGUUUGGCCAAGUGGCAGCUGCUCUGUCAACAGUAGAGACUCGCAAGUCUCCACUACAACUCAAAAUUGAUGAAUUAGGCAAACGUCUUGCUUACUUGAGCACUGUUGCCAUUGUUAUUAUUGCCAUUUUUGGUCUUUUAAUGGGACGACCAUUCUUGGAGACAUUGAAUGUCGCAGUGAGUCUUGCAGUCGCGGCUAUCCCAGAGGGUCUUCCGAUCUGUACAACUGUAACUUUGGCUCUAGGCGUGCUGAAAAUGUCAAAACAAAAUGCAAUUGUCAAGAAACUGCCCGUCGUUGAAUCGCUUGGAUGCGCAACAACAGUGGCGUCUGAUAAGACUGGAACCUUGACCCAAAACGAAAUGACUUCGAGGUCCGUUUUCACUUUGGCCUUUCCACGAAAAACAUUUGCCUUUUCUGGUGUUGGUUAUAAUACUACUGGAGGAAAGCUUAUGGUUGCGGACGAAGAUGGCUUUGGCAAAACAAAAGAUGUCAGUUCUGCUAGUGAAGAAUUCGUUGCAAUAUCCGCGUUGUUCUCUACAGCGUGCUUGUGCAACAACGCAACAGUCGUUGCAGACCUUGAUUCGGACAUUGGUGAAGGUCAUCUUGGUGGGGCAAUGUCUGGUCAACCAACAGAGUUGGCUUUAAUCAUCGGAAGCGAAAAGGCUGGUGUUGCGGAUCCUCGUCCACAAUAUCAUCGAACGCAAGAGCUUCCAUUUUCGAGUGAACGCAAGCGAAUGGAAGUUCGUGCCCGACCGGUCGGUGGAAGACAUGCCUGUGCUGCCUUCGAUCUAGCUUUGGGCAGUGCUUCUUCACUCCAAAGAGCUCAAAAACGAAAAUCUAUGGAUGGAUCCAUGUAUUUUGUGAAGGGAAUGCCAGAAAGUGUCCUUUUGGAAUGCAAAACCCAUGUCACCGCGACAGGCGAAGUGGCGCCGCUCGAUGAAGACGGCAAGGCCUUGGUCCUCGCACAAACGCGACAGAUGGCAGCAUCUGGUCUCCGAGUUCUUUCAAUGGCAUAUGGAGCAUCAGUUGAAGAACUUACAUUCGCAGGGAUUGUUGGAAUGGAAGAUCCCCCGAGGGAAGGUGUGGCUGAGGCUGUGUGGCAAUUGCGAAAUGGGGGUGUGAAGGUAUUGAUGAUCACAGGUGAUUCGAAAGAAACAGCGGUUGCCAUUGCAAAAAGAUGUGGAAUUCUGGGAAGUAAAUCGGAUGCUGACUUGUCCAGAAAAUCAUUUGCGUCGCUUGAUUCAACCGGAAGCGAUGGUGAUUCAAGUGGCGGUUUGUCAGAUAUUGAAAUAGGUGACUCCACAACAAUGAGUGGAGAAGACAUUGAUUCCAUCCCACCACAAAAUCUCGCCGAUAGUGUCGUUGGGGUCAAGGUCUUCUACAGAGUGGCCCCAAGGCACAAGCUUGCAAUCGUUCGUGCAUUGCAGCAGAAUGGGGAAAUAGUCGCCAUGACUGGGGAUGGGGUGAACGAUGCUACCGCGCUAAAGGGUGCAGAUAUUGGCAUUGCCAUGGGAAAGAAAGGAACUGACGUGGCAAAGGAAGCAGCUGAUGUUGUUUUGGCAGACGAUGAUUUCCAAACCAUCACCAUGGCAAUCGCAGAAGGCAAAGGCAUAUUUUUCAACAUUCGAUGUUUCCUUGCCUUUCAGCUCAGUACGUCAUUCGCUGCAUUGACAAUGGCAAGUAUUGCAACGGCAUUAGGGCUCCCCACUCCGCUGAAUGCCAUGCAAAUCUUGUGGAUCAAUAUUAUCAUGGAUGGACCACCAGCGCAGAGUCUUGGAGUUGAACCGGUUGAUGAGAGAAUACUGAAAGCGAAACCGCGUAUGGCGGACGAUCCCAUUGUGACUCGAGCCCUACUAUUGAGAGCAGUUUCAAGUGCAGCACUCAUUGUCUUUUUGACGCUGAAGGUGUUUUCAAACGAGUUGGAUGAUGGCAAGGUCUCAAGGAGGGAUACUACAAUGACCUUCAUGACAUUUGUCAACUGUGAUUUGUUCAAUGCAUACGUUUGCCGGUCCGCUUCGAAAACAUUUUAUCAAUUGGGCCUCUUCAGCAAUCCUGCAUUUUUGUGGGCAGUGGGGGGUUCCGUCCUGGGGCAGCUCCUUGUCGUUUACUUCAAACCACUUCAAGAAGUUUUCCAGACAGAGGCAUUGUCUUUCAGUGAUAUGAUAUACAUCAUUUUGUUGAGUUCCAACAUUUUGUGGCUAGACACACUUCGGAAAAAGUUCUUCGAGAGUUGGUUUAAUGAUGGUUUCCAUCCAUCCCCACUGGCAAAGAAGGAGCAUAUGCCCAAGCCCAAGAAGCGACAGUGGUUCUUCAGAGGCCAUACUGGAAAGGGCACGCGACGAAAUCUGCCGUGGUUAAAGUUUGGAAAUUCGAAGGAACAGAAGUCGAAGUCUGCUGUUGCUCUAUAA